This is a messenger RNA of Cucurbitaria berberidis CBS 394.84, 3057 nucleotides long. RefSeq lists its product as uncharacterized. The transcript has 5 exons. The record is from RefSeq and is a predicted model, not a curated record. The coding region runs from base 253 to 2931 and encodes 892 amino acids. NCBI's taxonomy places the organism in Eukaryota, Fungi, Ascomycota, Dothideomycetes, Pleosporales, Cucurbitariaceae.
CGGGUUUCUGUAGCUAUUAGUUUCAAGCUCGAAGACUCGAGUGUACUGGGCCGGGAGUUGAUUGAGUUGACCGUUGGCCGUUUUCUGUAAAGCGUGGAGAGGUCACGAAGAUGGGCGUUCCUGCCUGGGCUGAAUGGCUGCGACGCGGUUAGUUUCGAGCUCCACAAUCAACGCGACCCGCGUCGACAUCACUCCUGCAACCUUUCGAACCCCACGUACAGUGCCCGGAUGCGGGGUGAAUAGAUUUUUCAAAUGGACUUCUGGGUGAGGCUACUUGGCGGGUCGUCCCAGAAGAAGCAGGCCGCGCCAAACAAUCCGCAACAGCGUCUGGCACGCUUCCGGCAGCGAUACAACCAAGUCCUGCAAUCAUGGCAGAAGACGCCGAAUCUUGCCAACGACCGCGAAGCACUGGGCAACAUCCGCCGGGCCUUCCAAGCCCUUACCGCGAUACUCAACGACGAAUCCCGCUCACCGGCACCGCACAUGUGCCUCCAGUUCGCCGCUGCCCAGCAGAUAUACACAGCCGUCUCGAAGAUCGCAGCGACGUCACACGAUGAGGGUAUGGUCCGAGAUGCCGUCGCAUUCUACAAUGCGCUCAUCGACAGCGAAGAAGAGGACUUCCUCGAGAAUGACGUCUUCGCCGUAUCCCUGAUGAAUUUCAUCAAUCGCACUGUCGGCUCCGGGAGCAUGGGCGUGGGAGAGGACAUCGAGGCCGAUAUCGUGGAGCUGCUUUUCGGCAUUGCGGCAAAGAUUAGGUUACAGCCAGAGAUCCUGCCCGUCUGGUUUACCACCACAUCUGCAGACUCCAAUGGACGACUGGUGAACCAGAAGGUCGACUUUGCAGGCGUUACCCAGAAGGAGGACUUCCCGUUGUGCUAUCAGCUCAUCGACCACGUUCACCACGAAGGACGUAUUGGAGACUUUGCCCGAACCGGCUUGCUCUACAUAUUCGAGUCUGCAUCGAGGUCUAUUACCUUGGAGCAGUGGAUUGUGAACAGUGAUCUGCCUACCCUCAUGGCCACUGGCCUAGGAGCGCUGUACAGUCAGAUGAGCAGGAAGCUCUCGAUCCUGCAUCCGGAGUCGGACAUGCCUCUGAUCCUGUCUCUUUCCGACUACGCCGAGAUGCAACAUAACCCACAAGCGGAGAGCUUCUUUGGCGAUGACUUCCAAAAUCAUCUCGUUACCUUCCUAUCCUACCUUACAUUUUGGCAAGAUGUGCUCGAGCAUUGCCGAUCCACAGAUGUCAGACAUACAUUGAUUGAUCACUUUCAGAUUUUGUUCCUCCAGCAGUUACUAUACCCCUCAUUAUUAGAGUCUUCGGAUGCGGACGGCGGCUCUUCUGUCGCAGUGCUUACAUACCUCCGCCACAUUCUCGAUGCUCUUGAUCAUCCUGAGCUUGUGCAUAUGAUUCUCCAAUAUCUACUUGCGCUUCUGGAUUACACGGCAGCAUCGCCCAAGAUGCCGCGAUCACCCGCUGCGGUCAAAAGACGUCAGUCUCUGAUGCUGCUCAGUGCUCCCGGAAAGGACGAUGACCGCCUAAACCCGUCGCUAUUCAACCUUGUCGACCUCGUUCUAGGCAGUACAGCCUCUGAGAACCCCCAAACCGUCAUCGCAGCGUUGAAGCUAACAAAGAUUAUACUCAGCAAAAACCAUGGAUAUGCACUUGGCUCAUUAGUGAAAGUUAUGUACUUGCAUCACAAAGAGCCCCACCGAACAGUCGGUUCUCUAAACAAGGAACUCAAGGAGUACUUGGAUCUAGCCGUCGGUCUUGCUGGGUUGGAGGGUGUCGACGAGGCCUAUGAAAACUAUUUGAAAGACACGUUGAGCGCCCUGGAGAACCAUCCUUGCACAUUAAAAACAAUCACGUUACACCCCACACACCCAAAGAGCCCAGGGUAUUUCGAUUCUGCGGAGUCUACAGCAAGGGACGUCGACCCGCACUACUUACUACCCGAAGACCCACUUUUCCAGUCUAUCCUCGACUUGUUGCGUAGAUUUCUUACCAAUGAUGUCGAGACAAAUCUCGCCCUCUCUGAAGCGAUCAUUGGUCUUGGCACCUGCUCACAACUUCGUCUGGAGGGCUGGUUAUCUGUCGAUCCUGCGGACUACCAUUUCGAAAGCAACGAUAUUGAGUCUACAGAAUACCUUAACGAGGACAUGCGGAACACAGAAAUGGCUUCAAGGCUUCCAGAAUGGAGUCCGUCAGCCACUCCACAGCUGCUGCUAUGCCUACAGCAGCUCCAAGCACAAGUGGAGGCUCUUCGUGGAGACAUUCCAGACUGGGAUGAGCAUGUUGCCAAUCGCAAGAAUGCUUUCCGCUUUCAUGAAGAAAUGAGUGAGGCCAUGAAGAUUUCAACGCUUCAAUCAAAGCCGGGGCCACCGUCAUCCGACACCCCUGUAGGAUCUUGGACGCCGCAGAUACCAAAACAUCUACUGGAAAGUUCGACGACGCCUUUGAGAUCACAGUCUCCUAGAGGAAGGAAGGAGGCUCUUUCGGAGUCAAGAGGUACACCGGCAGCCUCGCCGGCGCCAUCCAGGUUUGGCGGCCAGACCCUUGUAGGAUCACCUUCAAGAGCCCUAUCACCAUUAUCAGCGCCACACAAUGCGAAACGUCAAACCACUCUCUUUUCAGAUAUCGACGCCAACUUCGCCGGAUUGAAGCAUGCUGAGUUCUUCAAAAGGCGCAUUCGCUUCCGUCGAUCGGCUGGAUCGAACACAGUCGAGGCCAUGCUCUCAAAGUACCAGCCUCCACCAAAGGACCCAGAUGAUGCAGCGACAGGAGCCGAGACUGAGGAAGAGAAAGGCGAAAUUCGUGAAGCCAGCUUGUUGCAUAUAAUCACUAACGUGGUUAUACUACAGGAUUUUGUGUUAGAAUUGGUUGCGCUGAUGCAGGUUAGAGCAAGCUUGCUCAACGAGGUCAAGUUUGUUUGACGCAUUGCAUUGCGGGAGAAUCGAGAUUGGGUGCAGUCUGGGGAUGGGCAUAUCUAGCGAAAUUAUACCCCCGUGUUUUACUCUGCUGUGCUCUACUCGUUCUCCUUUCCUCGGCAUAAUGGAUGG